This is a messenger RNA of Sclerotinia sclerotiorum 1980 UF-70, 1725 nucleotides long. Its product is annotated as alkaline phosphatase. The coding region runs from base 1 to 1725 and encodes 574 amino acids. The record is from RefSeq and is a predicted model, not a curated record. Gene Ontology annotation, molecular function: alkaline phosphatase activity. The transcript has 4 exons. Gene Ontology annotation, biological process: dephosphorylation. Gene Ontology annotation, cellular component: fungal-type vacuole membrane. Lineage: Eukaryota; Fungi; Ascomycota; Leotiomycetes; Helotiales; Sclerotiniaceae.
AUGGCGCCGAAUAAUACCAGCCCGCUAUUCGCGUCAGGGCGACCUUCUUCCUCGAAUUCCGAGGAAAGAGCUGCUGCCGAAGACGAUGCCCUUCUUGGUAAUCGACGAAAGAGUUCCUAUGAAGCGAAGAGACCUGGAUUCUGGCGAGAGAUCGGGCUCUUUACUUGGGCUGUUGUCGCUACUGCUGCUGUCAUCGUACUGGGCGUUUUACUAUCGCGAAGCCAACAAUCCCCUAAGAAGACGAAGCAAAAUGGGAAGCGCAAUCUCAUUUUUAUGGUGAGUGAUGGAAUGGGCCCGGCAUCUUUGAGCUUGACGAGAAGCUUCCGACAAUUUCAAGGAGAUUUACCCAUCAAUGAUAUUCUUCAACUCGAUCAACAUUUCAUCGGAUCAUCCCGCACGAGAUCAAGCAGCAGUCUUGUCACAGACAGUGCUGCAGGAGCUACAGCAUUCAGUUGUGGAAGGAAGAGCUAUAACGGUGCUAUUUCUAUGCUGCCAGAUCAUAGCCCUUGCGGGACUGUACUUGAAGCUGCAAAGAGGGCUGGCUACAUAACGGGCUUGGUUGUUACAACAGAUAUAACGGAUGCGACUCCCGCUUGCUUUGCCUCGCACGUUGAUUACCGAUUGCAGGAGGACUCGAUAGCUUUACAGGAGGUUGGCGAGCACCCUCUUGGACAUCGAGUUGUUGAUUUGAUGCUGGGUGGUGGACGCUGUCACUUCUUACCCAAUACAUCAGAAUCGAGUUGCAGAGCUGAUAGUCGUGAUGUCACAAAAUUGGCGCAAGACAAAUAUGGGUGGACUUACAUCGAUACCAGAGAUGACUUCGACAAGUUAAAGCUCGGAAAGAAUGUUAAGCUGCCGUUGUUAGGCCUCUUUUCCGACACUGACGUUCCUUUCGAGCUUGAUAGACGGAACAUGAAUGAUAUCUACCCUUCUCUCGAUGAAAUGGCAAGAACAGCUUUGACCGCACUCGAAGCCGCAACAAAAGACAGCGAUAAAGGAUUCUUCCUUAUGAUCGAGGGUAGUCGAAUUGAUCAUGCUGGCCAUGGCAAUGACCCAGCUGCGCAAGUUCAUGAAGUACUCGCAUACGAUCGAGCUUUCCGAAGUGUCAUUGAUUUCCUGGACGAGAGUGAUACCGAAGGUGCCCUAGUUUCUACUAGUGACCACGAAACCGGGGGUUUAUCUGUUGCCAGACAACUAAAUCCUUCAUACCCACAAUAUUUAUGGUACCCCGAGGUACUAGCAAAUGCUUCCCAUUCUUCAGAAUAUCUUUCUCGAGCUUUACGGGCUCACAUUGCUUCCGAGGCAUCCACCGAAGGAGACGCUGCGUAUAGACGAUUUGUGAAAGAGGAACUCGUUGAGGGGGGCCUCGGAGUAAUGGACGCAAGCGAUGCAGAAAUCGACCUCAUAAUUAGCAACCCGGCUCUUUCCGCUUAUGCAUUUGCUGAUAUCAUCAGCCGCAGAGCACAAAUCGGCUGGUCAACUCAUGGUCACUCUGCCGUUGAUGUUAAUAUUUAUGGUUAUGGUGCUGAUGUCCUCCGUGGAAAUCACGAGAACAUUGAAGUUGGCAAGUUUUUGAGGGAUUAUCUCAGUGUCGACGUUGAUGCAAUCACAACAGAGCUAAACAGCAAGAAGGCUAGUGGUCAAAGUGUCUCAGUCGCUUCAGAGCCUGAUGUUCCGGUUUUCGGACAAUAUGAGGAAAGACUCAAGAAGAACCUGCCACAAUAG